CUGUAUGAAUGUUGAACAUCCUCUGUGCGUCACAGGGCAUUUACGGUUUCAUAGUUUAGUACAAGAUGUCUAUACUAGUUAAAUAGAGAUCAUCAACUGACUACAUCAACAACAUCAUCUGAGACAGGAGCUUUGAAGAAGGAUGGAUUCAGUGGGAGUGAAUGCGAUUGAAAUGGCAGCUCUGGGGAGACCCUUCCAGCUGGGCAUGUUGUACGACUGCAGGAAAGAUGCUUUAAUACCAGGAAUCACGUUGUGGAAUCAAGAAGAGCUGCAGAAGAGUAUACAAACUCGUCCCCAAAUUAACACAGAUUUCAAAGUCACAGCUUCGGAUUCCAUGAAGGAAAAAACAAACUUAAUGAACAUUGGUGGCUCUCUGAAUUUGAGUAUUUUAGGAGGACUCAUCAGUGUUUCAGGAUCAGCCAAAUAUCUCAAAGACACCAAGAAGUCUUUCCAUCAACAGAGACUCACCUUAUGUUAUCAUUCAACCAGCAAGUUUGAGGAACUCACCAUGAAUCAUUUGGCACCUGAAAAUAUAGUCCACCAUCAGGUGUUUGAUAAUGACACGGCCACACAUGUGGUGACAGCUGUGCUGUAUGGAGCAGAUGCAUGCUUUGUGUUUGAUCGGGAAGUUUCAUCAGAUGAGGACAAAACAACAGUAGAAGGAGAAGCAAAAGUUGCAUUUGAGAAGCUAACAAACAUUUCUGUAGGUGCAAGCGCAAAUCUAGAGAUGAAUGACGCUCAGAAGAAUGCAGUUAAAAAAUUCAAUUGCACAUUUUAUGGAGACUUCCAGUUACCGUCUAAUCCGACCUCUUUUGAAGAUGCUUUGAAGGUUUUCACUGAUCUUCCGAAACUUCUGGGAGAAAACAGAGAACUUGCAGUUCCAGUGAGAGUUUGGCUUUUUCCUUUGGACAAACUGCUCACAAAAACUGUCAAACUUCAAAAAGAAAUCAGCAUGAAUCUAAUCACAAACAUAGAAUCAGUUUACGAGAGUUUAAGUACAGCUGAGAUGAAAUGCAAUGAUCUUCUGAAAGACUCACCAGCUGAAGCCUUCACAACCUUUCAUGAUACAAUACAAGACAUGAAGCAAAACUGUUCCAACUACAAGCUGAGACUCAUGGAGACACUGGGCUCUCUGUUGCCAAGCAUCCGUGGAGACAUGAUACUGGACACAGCUCUGACCGAUCUUCUGAAACAUCAUGAUGAAUCUCCAUUCAGAGGACGUUAUCUUAAACAAUGGCUGGAAGAGAGACAGAAAGAGUCUGAUGUCAUUAAAACAUUGCUCAGACAACUCAACGAUUCUGGAGUAAAAGUAGAAAACAACCUAGAAAAAAACUUGAUGGAUCUACAAGUAAAAAAUUUGGUCAGUUACACGUUCACAUCAUUAAACUGGUCAGAUGAGCUUCUUCAUAAUCAAAUGAUCUACCUGAGUCCUUCAAAAAAUGAGGAUUCAACUGAUUCGAAACAAAAGUCUUGGCUCACUUCUGAACUCAGAACCACCAUGAGGAACAACCUGGAGAUAUUCAAGAGCUUGAUUGACUCAAAAGAUCGUAAAUCAGCUAAGUUUAUCGUUUCAUCAAAGGAAAUGAAGGAUACUCCGGGUUCCUGCAUUCUUCUGUAUGAAAAUGGACGUGAUGAAGCUGUUCACUUUAGUCCUCCAUCAAAACCAGCCUGUCCAGUAACUGAAGAGGUCAAAGCUGACCAUGUGGUUUUGAAGGUGUCUUCAUCACGUCCUGAUACAGUCGAGCUCAGAUUAAUGUACAAAAUGAAGCAUGAGAAAGACUGGACAUCUCAAACUGUUCCGAAUGACCAACACACAGUGACUGUGACUGAUCUGAGAGCAGGAACUGAGUACCAGAUGAAGUGUGCAGCAGUGGGGAAACUCGACUACACCAUUGAAUCUGAUGUCAAAACAGUCAUCACUGAGGAAAGGAACAGAAGAUUUAUGGGUGAGUCAUAAUUUGUUUUCCUACCUAGUCAAAUGUUUUAUUCCUUUAUUUGGUGCAGGGAUGCGAACUGCAAAAAUUU
This is a messenger RNA of Xyrauchen texanus (razorback sucker), 2025 nucleotides long. Its product is annotated as cytolytic toxin-alpha-like. The coding region runs from base 143 to 1957 and encodes 604 amino acids. Lineage: Eukaryota; Metazoa; Chordata; Actinopteri; Cypriniformes; Catostomidae. Gene Ontology annotation, molecular function: protein binding. The record is from RefSeq and is a predicted model, not a curated record. The transcript has 4 exons.